GGAAGGCAAAGCUGGCAUUGAGGGCUUUGAAAGCUGUAGUAAGGAUACAAGCCAUUUUCUGUGGCAGACAAGUGAGAAAGCAAGCUGCCCGGACACUAAGGUCUAUGAAGGCUCUUGUUCGAGCUCAAGCCCGAAUUAGAUCUCAAUCUGGUCAAUCACCUGUUCAUACAUCUAUUGAUCCAAUCAGGCAGGCGGAGAAACACUGGUGUAAUAGGCGUGGAACAGUAGAGGAAUUAAACUCUAAGUUACAAAUGAAGCAAGAUGGGAUUUUCAGAAGGGAGAGGGCAAUGUCAUAUGCCAUUUCUCAAGUGAGUAUCACGUAGCCUGUUUCAUCUGAACCGGCCAACGUAGCUCUCUUGAUGACCGACGGAUCUCCAGUUAUUUUGAGAUGGCUUGUGACAGCUGAGGCGAGAUGGUCCGAGCGGUUAUUAGAUUGAAUCACCGGACAAGCAGGGUGCAGGCCGGCGAUAUUGAAGUCCGAUCAUCUGGCUUUUGGCGUUGAUAUGCAUCGCAGGAACUAUUUUGAUUUGUCUGCUGUGGCAAUACAACUUCAACAUUUGGAUGAUCUCCUUUUGGAAACUCUCUGCAAAGUUCAUGCAUUUAGUAUAUAGUCACGUAGUCGCUUGAUCGCUUGCUCUUCACUGGAUAGAAAUGGUACAAGUCACAACUCAGCUCCGCUCUCAAUGAAAGCACCAUUUGAUGGAACAAAUUGUCCCGAUCGAGUAAAUAAAGAAAUUAGAGCGGACAGAGUAUUUUAUCGUGGAAACCAAAUCGGUGAAAACCACGGGCCUUUUUGGGCGGUACCAUGCCAACGGGAGCCGGGAGCUUUUAUUAUAUUCAUGGUGGGGGAGGUUACAUGUACAAAGCAUAUGGAGCUUCUAGGGAAGCCAUUAAUGGAGACAUGAGCUAGGAAGAAGAAAUACAUGUGUGUAAGAGAAGAGUAGGAAAUGAAAGGAAUAUGGUAAGUGGGAUUGUAGGCAAAAUGUCUCCCCCCCCCCCCCUCCUUUAGCCUGUAGCUAACCCUUAAGUAGCCCAAUAUGUUCAAGUGGGUAGCAUAUAGGAACUUUCCUCACUAGUACACAUAUGUCACACUCAAAUAAUUAAAGGUAUGGUGUGGGCUUGAUUGUGUUUUCCGAUCAUUUGUCUGAAUAUGUUACUAUCUUCUGUAUAUCCAGUUCUCGAUAAGACCUUAUAUACGG
Molecule: messenger RNA, 1199 nt
Organism: Cuscuta epithymum
Lineage: Eukaryota; Viridiplantae; Streptophyta; Magnoliopsida; Solanales; Convolvulaceae
Source: the annotation of a GenBank genome assembly